GUCUCUUUCCCCUCCUCCUUCCCCUCUCUAUUCCCCUGCUCCCUUCACCACCACCACUCCCCACCCACUUCCCACCCAUCCCCUCCCCCGCAGUCCCGCCUCCCCCACGCAGCGCCACUCCCCAGGCGGAAAAAAAUCCCUCGGAUUCCCGCCUCGGACCACGCGGCCCGCCCCGAUCGCCGGCGAGCUCCCCGACCCCCGGCGUUUCUCAGGAUUCGGAGGUUUGGCCCCCGGAGGAGGAGCGGAGGAUCCGGCGCCCAUGUCGGGCCACCUCGAUCGCCUCGCGCGCCCAGUCUCAGGUUUUGAAGGUUGUUCAAGUCACGAUGACAGGAGAUCAUAUGAGGAGAUCAGAUUUUGAAAUCUCUGAAGAUGAAAAGAAGACAAGAAUGGGCUCUUUGAAGAAGAAAGCUAUAGAUGCAUCGAGUAAGCUUAGGCAUUCCUUAAAGAAAAAGAACAGGAGGAAGAGUGGCAGUCGGGUUCUCUCUGUGUCUAUUGAAGAUGUGCGUGAUCUAGGGGAACUGGAAGAGGUAGAAGCAUUUAGACAGGCGCUAAUUUUGGACGAAUUGUUGCCUUCAAGGCAUGAUGACUAUCAUAUGCUGCUGAGAUUCUUAAAGGCAAGGAAAUUUGACAUUGAGAAAGCAAAGCAAAUGUGGACUGACAUGCUUCAAUGGAGGAAGGAAUAUGGUACUGAUACAAUUGUUGAGGAUUUUGAUUACACUGAGUUGGACACUGUUCUGGAAUACUAUCCUCAUGGUUAUCAUGGCGUUGACAAAGAGGGGAGACCUGUUUAUAUCGAAAGGCUUGGAAAGGUCGACCCUAACAAGCUUAUGAAUGUGACAACUAUGGACAGAUAUGUAAGGUACCAUGUGAAGGAAUUUGAGAGGAGCUUCUUGAUCAAAUUUCCAGCAUGCUCUCUUGCGGCUAAAAGACACAUCAAUUCGAGCACAACAAUUCUGGAUGUUCAGGGUGUGGGUUUGAAAAAUUUCAGCAAAACUGCACGCGAAUUAAUUAUGCGACUGCAGAAAGUUGACAACGAUAACUACCCUGAGACUUUACACCAAAUGUUUAUAGUCAAUGCUGGCCCGGGCUUUCGGAUGCUAUGGAGCACCGUGAAAUCUUUCCUUGACCCAAAAACCACUUCCAAGAUACAUGUACUUGGGAACAAGUGUCAAAGUAAGCUACUUGAAAUAAUUGAUGCUAGUGAAUUGCCAGAAUUUCUUGGUGGCACUUGUACCUGUCCCGAAUAUGGAGGGUGCCUCAAAGCUGAAAAAGGGCCAUGGAAGGAUGCAAACAUACUGAAGAAAGUCCUUAAUGGCGAGGCUCAGUGUGCUCGGCAGAUUGUAACUGUUUCCAAUGGGACGGAAACUAUUAUUUCUUAUCCCAAGUCUAAGUACCAAAUGGUACGUGGAAGUGAUACAUCAACUGCGGAGUCUGGAUCUGAAGCGGAAGAUGUAACUUCCCCCAAAGCUCUAAGAAGUUACAUCUCCCAUCCUAAGUUGACCCCAGUUCGUGAAGAGGUCAAGAUGAUCAGGGCCACUAGCUUUUCUACCCGUAUGCCUGAAUAUGAUGUUCCUGUUGUUGACAAAGCAGUGGAUGCAACAUGGAAGAGAGAACUGCCUCGGAAGGCGCCUGUCCCGCCCAAAGACUCUUCUUUGGCUACCACCACAAAGGCAUCCAACAGGUCUUUGGAUCAGAUUAUUCCAGCUCUGAUGGCUUUUGUGAUUGCUAUUGUAACGCUGCUUCGGUCAGUUAAAGAUGUUGCGACAAAGAGAUUGCCAGAUAAAAACGAGUCAGACGAACAAAGUUCUGCAGUAUAUCAAGACUGCAUUCCAAAAGAGGAGUUCCGCCCCCCGUCACCAGGUCCUGGGUUUGCUGAAUCUGACCUGUUCUCGUUAGUCUUGCAAAGGCUGGCAGAGCUUGAAGCGAAGGUUCAUGCGCUUGAAGCAAAACCUUCUGAAAUGCCUUGCGAGAAAGAAGAGCUGCUUAAUGCCGCUGUCCGCCGCGUGGAUGCACUGGAAGCCGAACUCAUUGUAACAAAGAAGGCCCUGCACGAGGCUCUUAUCAGGCAAGAGGAACUACUUGCUUAUGUGGACAGGAAGACAAUUGCCAAGGCCCAGAAAAAGAAGAAGCCGAUGUCUUGCUACUAGGACACAAGGAGAGAGAGAGAGAGAGCCCCCUUUGGUUCCAGUUUUCUUUUCUCUGAGAUGCCGGAGAUGGCGUUUGAGAUGAUGUAAACGGUUGAUCCGUUCGUUUUCCUGACAAAUGUGAAAAGGACAGACAUAUGGGUUUGUAAAUGGACAGAAAAUCCUGACAUAAAUAAAAUGUGUUUUUGCGCUGAA
Molecule: messenger RNA, 2339 nt
Organism: Triticum urartu
Lineage: Eukaryota; Viridiplantae; Streptophyta; Magnoliopsida; Poales; Poaceae
Product: phosphatidylinositol/phosphatidylcholine transfer protein SFH6
Source: RefSeq, a predicted model, not a curated record